CGGGAACACCGGGCCUCGGCGCGGGCUCUGCACCCUGGGCUCCGGGACUUGACUUGCGCCUGUUACGGCCUCUGACCUCGACAGAGGAGACCCGGAUCUCAGGCUGCUUGAGGAGGGGCGAGGCGGGGGUAGUUGGGGGCCGAAAGAGCAGCACUAGUCCCUUUCUGUCUACCGCCGUCUCUCCCCGCCCCCCUGCGUCUCACUGCUCUCGUCCCUUUCUUGCUCCCGACCGGCCUGCUUGGGUCACAAGCCGGCUGCUCCGGUUCCUCUUUUCCAGGUCGUUUUGCUUUCUCCCACACACUGCUUGUUGGGUAAACAGCGACUCGAGCUGGGCUGGCGGGAUCUGGUAGGGCCUGGCUAGAGCGCUUGGUGCUUCCUUUCUUCCACGGUAUCAGGCAUGCCUGCGAAGGAUCUUGGUUGGAAGGUGGUGUCAUCGAGGGAAGUGUGUUACUGAGGGAGUGGCAGAAAAUGGAGGCCUAAGCAGAGGAAUCUACAUAGACAGCUAUACUUUCACCUGGGGGCCAGCCUGAGGACUCUCCCUUGACUGGGAUGAAUCUGCUACACCAUUUUUGACCUGGGCUUCCGCUUUGAUGUGGCAUGGUUCCUGACUGAGACUUCGCCCUUCAUGUGGUCAAACCUGGGCAUUGGCCUAGCUAUCUCCCUGUCUGUGGUUGGGGCAGCCUGGGGCAUCUAUAUUACGGGUUCUUCCAUCAUCGGGGGAGGGGUGAAGGCCCCCAGGAUCAAGACCAAGAACCUGGUCAGCAUCAUCUUCUGUGAGGCUGUGGCCAUCUAUGGCAUCAUCAUGGCAAUUGUCAUUAGCAACAUGGCGGAGCCUUUCAGUGCCACUGACCCCAAGGCCAUCGGCCAUCGGAACUACCAUGCAGGCUACUCCAUGUUCGGCGCUGGCCUCACAGUGGGCCUGUCUAACCUCUUCUGUGGAGUCUGCGUGGGCAUCGUGGGCAGUGGGGCUGCCCUGGCUGAUGCUCAGAACCCCAGCCUCUUUGUAAAGAUUCUCAUCGUGGAGAUCUUUGGCAGUGCCAUUGGCCUCUUUGGGGUCAUCGUUGCAAUCCUUCAGGUGCUGUAUCCCCCUGGGAAGCCUCUGUGUCCUUGUCCCUGCCUAGCUUUACCUUCUGUCCAGGAGAGCUGAAAUGCUCCCCUUUUCUGCCUAUAACCAUAGAACCCCCAGGCAGCUUCCACCUCCUCAUUCACAUCUGGUUUUCUCCUUUUGAGGCUUGCUUUCAGUUUAUUUUUGUCUCUGAUCUGGUGUCAUUGGCAACAGCCC
This is a messenger RNA of Carlito syrichta (Philippine tarsier), 1282 nucleotides long. RefSeq names its product ATPase H+ transporting V0 subunit b (gene ATP6V0B). The transcript has 7 exons. The record is from RefSeq and is a predicted model, not a curated record. Gene Ontology annotation, molecular function: proton-transporting ATPase activity, rotational mechanism. Gene Ontology annotation, cellular component: proton-transporting V-type ATPase, V0 domain. Gene Ontology annotation, biological process: proton transmembrane transport. Bases 626 to 1147 code for a protein of 173 amino acids. NCBI's taxonomy places the organism in Eukaryota, Metazoa, Chordata, Mammalia, Primates, Tarsiidae.